ACCUCCGUGGCCGCGGCUUGGCAGGGGAGGCCGCGGCGCCGCUAUGGAGGCCGCAAAGGGCGGGUUCGUCCUCAGCAACCUGGCCGAGGUGGUGGAGCGCGUCCUCGGCUUCCUGCCCACCAAGGCGCUGCUGCGCGCCGCUUGCGUGUGCCGGCUGUGGAGGGAGUGCGCCCGGCGGAUCCUGCGGGCACGGCAGCGCCUCGCCUGGGUGUCCGCGCUGGAGCCGGGCCCCGCCGACAGCCACGCGCUGGUGCGCGCCAUGGCCCGCGAGCUCGAGAAGGUGCAUGUGCUGCCCCAGACCGUGCUGUACAUCGCCGAUGCGGAAACCUUCAGCGGGCAUGAGGAGUGUCACGAGCAGAAGAAAGCCAGGAAAAGAAACAGUAAAGAAACAGCAAUUGCACUUGAAAAACUGUUGCCAAAGCGAUGUCAGGUUCUUGGACUGGUCACUCCAGGGAUUGUAGUUACCCCGAUGGGUUCAAGCAGCAAUCAACCUCAAGAAAUCGAAGAGGGUGAAGCUGGGUUUGCUUUGUUGUUUCCCAAAAUUGAUGGGGUAAAAAUUCAUACCUUCCAUUUUUCUAAAGAUGUGAAGAACAGGGUCUUUGAUGAAAGCAAAUUUGCUGAAGCAGGUCUGAAGAAUAACCCAGAUCUCCGGGUGGUUCUUCUGUUUGGCUACAACUCCUGGAAGCCUGGAGCUACUCGAUUUCUGCAUCAAAUAGUCAAUCCUUUGAAUGAAAAAAGUAUCAUCCUGGCUGGGGGGCAAGUGGAGAGCUUUACAUCAUUGACCUCUGAGAAUAACAAUGCCCAGCCCGGCGAUGCCUGCGGUGUGGUUGGGCUGGCUUUCAGCGGUCCCCAGAUCCAGAGUGCCACUGUUCUGUUAGACCAGGAUGUAGCUGAUGAGAGGACAGCAGAAGCCGCCAUGCAGCGUCUCAAAGCAGCAAAUAUCCCUGAGCAUAACACCAUUGGCUUCAUGUUUGCGUGUGUUGGCAGAGGAUAUCGGCAUUAUAAAACCAAAAGGAAUAUGGAAGCAGAUGCAUUUAGGAAGUUUUUUCCAAACGUUCCCCUCUUUGGCUUCUUUGGACAUGGGGAAAUAGGAUGUGAUCGAAUAGUUACUGGGAAUUUCGUAUUAAGAGAAUGUAAUGACAUAAAGGAUAACCUGCUUCAUGGCUACACUACCGUUAUGACUCUUAUUCAUCUUGGGUCAGCUAAAGCAAACCAAGCAUAAAUAUGUUUUUAAUGUUUCAGUGAGCUGUUAGUUUCGCUCCAGAAAGGUGAGAAGCGUGGAAGAGUGGACAUCUUGCAGGCAAAGCGCCUUCCAGAAUGCAAACAUCUUUUUGGUAAUAUUAUCAAAUCUUGUAGUUGGAAUAGAGUUUAAUAUAAGAUACCUGCAAGAAAGCUUUGCAUUUUGUGUACACAUCUGAAUUGCAGGUGAGUUGUAUUUGAUGGAAUUCUGCAAUUGAAGAAAGCCUCUUUCUUCCCAAGUGGAGAUGGUUUGCACAAAUGGCAGUUGGAGUCCAAGUACAACAUGUAGAAUGAAUUGGUACUUUGAUGUGCUCUAUUUAUGUAUGUAAAACAGUCCAGAAAAACUGCUGCUGCACUCUGAAAUACUGAUGCACAGAAUCCACCAUUUCCUGGAUUUUUUUUGCAAGAGAGAUGCACAACCUGCCAGGAAUCCUAUUUACAAACCCAAAUGGUUUUGUUAGAUAAAAUGAAUGAAAAUCUUUAGAGGAAAAUAACAAAGUGUUCAUUAAAUAAAGAUGAAACUACCUAAAAGUACCUUGCCCUCCAUUCUUAGAGAAAAAGCUCUGAUUUAAGGAAAUGUCCAGUUACAAGCUCAACUUGUCUCACCAACUUGAACUGAAUUUCAGUUGUCUUAAAUAGUUGGUUUAGAAUAAUGUCUGAUACGUUGUGUGUACCAGCAGUUUCAGUCAUGUUGUAUUUAAUUUUACCCAAUCAAAAUGUACUGGUUGCCUUUUAGAUUCUCUUGCGGUGUGAUGCUCUCUAUUACAAACUUAUAAAUCCAGAGUGCUAAAAGUUAAGACAUUAAGACUACCUGAUAUGUUUUAAGUUGCUUUAAAAAGUUGGUUUACUUUGAAAUUGCAGGGCAUGCACCAUCUGGCUCUGUUCUGUUAGUAUAGAGCCUUUAAACAAGACUUGGGCUUUUCCAUGUUUUUCCUGUGCUUUUACACCAGGUUUGAUUGCUGCAGCUGGAAUGCAGUAUUGCAGAGUUCAAGUGAGUAGAUUCAUUAUAGUCUUACUACAGCUAAUAAUAUAUUUGGUUUUUAAUUCUUUUCUCUCUUUUAUUUUCACUUAUUAAUAGAGUUAGAUGAAAAUAAGAUCAGUUCUACCACACACAGGAAUUCCAGAUUGGGCAGCUGGCCCCUUUUCAGCAUAGUAAAAAGAAAGUACUUAGCUGUUGUUGUACAAUAAAAUAACAGUAUUUUUCUUUAGAUCUAGCAAGUAAGACCUCAGUUGGCAAUUUUUUUGCCCAUAUGAAGUUAAAACUUUCCCUGACGCUGGCCUAAGAAGCUGAGGUAGAAGCCUGUCUGUCCUGAGAGUUGCCUUCAGUGGGUGCUGCCCACAGGCAGCACUUUCCCAUGGCUAAGUUGAUGAUAUUUAGGUUUUUUUUUAAUUAGAAGACAGAGAAUGAGUUGUGAAUUCCCCAUGGCCUCCUAGGUGUAGGAGAUUAGUAAGUGUGGGUGUGAGCUGGGAAACGUUUAGUUGCUGCAUUAGGAAAGGUAUUGGGAAAUGGAGUAUGCUUGAAUAGAAGCCUCUCAGUGGGAGGUGGAUAUGUUUUUUUAGCAUAGUCAGAAUGUAAUGUCCAGCCCUUUCUGUCUGCAUAAGCUACGUGUUUAACAGGAUUCUGCUUGCCGUCAGCAGUGAGUUCAGGUUAGUCAGCAUCACUACCAAUGUAAGCCAAUGAACUUUAACUAACUUUUUGUAGUAGUACAAGUAGGUGAAGUAUGAUCAACCACGUGUCCUGAGCAACAGUGCAAACACAUUUGGAAGUGUCUGAAGAGGCAGAUGAUGAGCUCCAGCAGUGGUGCAGUGAAACAGGCAAUGAUAGUUUGGCUUGAAGGGACUGAUCAUCAGCAAGGUCCUGUGGCCUCCCAGUCCUGUAGCUGAGGACACUUAAGAGGUAAACAUACAGUACAGAAAAGAUGCUGGGUGGUGGGGAACCCCAAGAGCCGGCACCAGAGACCCAGAUCAGCUCCUCAAUCUUAGGGAGUGGGGAUGAGCCAUAGGGACCCCAGAACCAUGCACUGCAGGGCUGGAACCGCUAUGCUGUGCCUCCCAGACUGCGUCAUGUCCUCCAAAUGACAGGGAAGUAAUGUAAUUAAUAAAAUUGCAACAUCUGUGAUUAAAGUGUUUCGUUAUCCAAAUUCAUUUUGUCUCCACACCGUCAUUUGCAAUUCAACCACCACAACUGACUGAAAGCAAAAUAUAUUUGCUUAAAGGGUGCACUUAUCAAAAGGCAGAGCUUUGAACCAAUAGAACAUUUUGCAGUGCAAUAAUUUAUACCUUUAACAUUCAAAAAAUAACCUUGAGGUUUUAAAGUGGACAAAGCUAGUUAAAUGAAUAUUCAGCAAGUGAGGCAAACAUGAAUAGUGGGACUGCUCUAAAAAUAAUUGUCUGCAGUUACAGUGCUGAUGGUAGUAUAUUUCCACCAAGAGAAAAUAAUCCCUAAGUGACAACAACUGGAUUUUGUUAAGAAAAAAAGUCACAAGACCUGCAGGGAGGAGUGAUGGUUUUGCUGACAAAAGGUAAAAGACAUUCUUUUUCCCCCAUAUUUUGAAUAUGGAUAAUGUUUCGUUGCACAUUUACUUUUUUUGCACAUCAUUCAACUAAAUGGACUGUAUGUUUCAAAGUACAAAAAAUAACAGGCAAGUUGGGUGGUGUAUAACCUCAUACUUUUACAACCAAAACAGCAAUUGCCAAACAUACAACUAUUACUGUAAUUUUUAUUUUAUAGUUACUAAUCCAAAUAAUCCCCUCAUUAUAGGAUGUUUUGCUAAUGUGCAGUUGUAAGAAAGCAAGAAUAAUUUGAUAAAGAGGAGGCAAAUUAUGCUAUAUUGUUACAACUGUACUGCCAGAAAGCAAUUUCAGUUGAGAACUGCAGAGAUAAUUAACUUGAGGUUUGUUAGUCUCUGUGCAGGUUUGUUUUGACCAAAGUUGGUUUUGGAACAAGCCUUAUUUCAACAGAUGAAUGACACUGAAUCAUGCCCCUGGGCUGGGAACAGUUUACCAAGACCUGUAAAUAUGCAACCCAACUUUGCAUUUCAGAGAAGGCUGACAAAAAUAUUAAACCUCAGACUGAAUUUUGAAAACACAAGUGGUUAGAUACGAUUCUUAGUAUUUAGUUAAAAGUCUACCUAGAAACUCUUGGCAUCACUAUCCCUGCCUCCUUCCUUAGUUUAUUUUUGUCUGUCUAAAAAUGGAGAACUUAUUUCUACUAGAAGUAACUCUGUUGGCUUUCAUAUUUAUGAAAGUUCGUUUUCAUGUAAGACACUAACUUUGAUAUCAUCCGAAGUUCUUUGAACACCUACUGUCUGGCCAAAUGAGAGAACAAGCUAAAACACCUUUGUUCAGAUGCCUACUUCUGUGUUGCUCAGUGGAAUGACACAGGAAAAUAACAUUCGAGAUCUGGAAGUUUUCAUGGUUAGAAGUUACAGAUAGUAAACAUGUUAAUUUAAAUGGUCUUUUAUUGGGUCUUUUAUAUUAUAAUCUCUGAGCUCUCUGCAAACAUUAAGAAAACAAUCAUCUCCCCAGCUGUCUGAUUAUUUUUAUUAUAACAUUAUGGGGAAGAUUAUUUUUUCUACUGUAUGGGUUUUGUGUAUCUCUAAAACACAUUCCAUCUUAAUACAGCUGUUGGAUUUUGUGUUCGCAAAAGUAGAUGAGGUAACUGCUAGGCUCUAAUUCUGUUGUUAAUGGAACAUUAUUCAAAUACAAACUCCAGCACAUUGUCAUGUGCUUUACUUUUCAAAAUUGUGAAAUGAACUAUUGAAUUUCUUACUUGAACUUUUCCCUGUUCCUAAGCCCACUUCUCAGCCAGAUACAGGCUCCAGAAGAGGCUGUUUUGGAUUAGUCUUGAGGGUGUUUGGAAUUUAUCUUCUGAACUGCAGGCUCAAAGGUAUGCAGCCAUGUAAACAGCUCACUUCUGCUGGUGGUGCUGAUGCUGGUGGUGUGCUUUGGGCCUGGACCACAGUUUUAAGUCAAACAAAUACAAGUUCACACACUGAAAUUAUAUUACCUAGCUACUUACAUUAGAAGUAUUAGCAGAGAAAUAGCUAAUAGCUAAUUGGCUUGUUUUUUUUCAAGUACUUCGAUAAUUUAGGAGCAAAAACUUUGUUCCCAAAAUUGCCGUCGUUACAUUUCACAGCUAGAUCCUCACUGAGAUUAGCAGGUAGCACAGACUUCUCAGAAUGUUUUGGAGUGAUUCACAUCACUAAAUCAGCAGCGGUCAUGUCACCUUUUCAUGAUACAUUUUCACAGCUGUAAGAGUUGGAAACAGCUUUUUUAAAAUAAGCUCAUUUUAGCUGAGUUCUCAGUAUGGCAACAGUGAGAGCAAACAAAUCCUCCCAGAACCAGAACUCUCCUGGAAUCUCCAGAUCAGGUAAAAAUGACUGAAUAGUUUGAGUUCUGUGACAGAGAACAUACAAUAUAGAUUCCAAUUACACAGUCCCGUUAGGAAAUGCCACUCACCUACGUUUUUGCAGCCCAUCAUUUGCCUGUGCGGAAGUUGUACUCAAAAUACCAUCACUUACAUUGAUAGGACAAUUUGAAAACAGUCUCUUUUAAUGUGCAUUGAAAAGAAUGUUCAUAUUACACAAACUGACAAAGAGGUGCGUUUAGAAAUUGGUUGUAGUUUUAACUCGGGGGAUGAAAACAGCAGUAGCUCCUUGUUAGUUUAGGUUCUGCAGCUGCAAGUUCUGUUUACACGUCCUUAGCUAGCUACAGAAAUAAUUCCUGAUGAAAGGUUUCAUGGAGCAUCUGUCCCAAACCAUGGAACUGUGUAUGUGGCGACCGGCCCGGCAGUGUUUCACAAUUUAUAUUUGGCACUUUGCUAUCCUGAAAUUGAUCUCUCACGUUACGUACAGGUUAUGUUGAACAGGUUACAGUCAUGAGAAAAGCAAGAGCAGGCUCUGGAUAAGCACAAACAGAUAAUGUUACAUGCAAGAAUGAAAAGGGCAGGGGGUUUUUUAAACAUGCGUCAUGCUUGGGAAUUUUUGUUUGCUCAUUUUCCCCUAAAUAAAGCAAAUAAUUUAUCAGGA
This is a messenger RNA of Pezoporus occidentalis (night parrot), 6269 nucleotides long. It is a transcript of the gene FBXO22, whose product is annotated as F-box protein 22. Gene Ontology annotation, molecular function: protein binding. The transcript is spliced from 7 exons. NCBI's taxonomy places the organism in Eukaryota, Metazoa, Chordata, Aves, Psittaciformes, Psittacidae. Bases 44 to 1222 code for a protein of 392 amino acids. Gene Ontology annotation, biological process: regulation of skeletal muscle fiber development; positive regulation of proteasomal ubiquitin-dependent protein catabolic process; protein polyubiquitination. The record is from RefSeq and is a predicted model, not a curated record.